AUGAGUUUUGCUGAAAUUUCCAGGUUGAUUUUUGGAAAGGUGCAGGAAAUUCAUCCAAAACCAAAGCAAUUUCCUCGCAUGUUUAAUCAAGAUGAAUUAAAAAAGAAAUUGACUAAAAUACAAUAUGAUGUGACCCAAAAGGGAGAUACUGAAAGGCCAAACACUGGAAAGUAUUUAAACAAUAAAAAUACGGGAAAAUAUUUAUGUAUUGUUUGCUCGAAUGAAGUUUUUUCAAGUAAAUGUAAGUAUGACUGUCCUUGUGGAUGGGACUCUUUUUAUGAUCCGAUAGCUAUAGAUAAAAUUUUAUAUUCUGCCGAUUAUUCUAUUGUUGAAGUAUCCUGCGCUAAUUGUGGAGCUCAUUUUGGGCAUGUUUUUGAAGACGGUCCUAAACCCACUUAUCUUAGGUACUGCAUUAAUUCCGCUUCUUUGGAUUUUGUGAAAGAAGACAAAUAA
Messenger RNA from Octopus sinensis (East Asian common octopus), 453 nucleotides. Its product is annotated as peptide methionine sulfoxide reductase MsrB-like. Gene Ontology annotation, molecular function: peptide-methionine (R)-S-oxide reductase activity. The transcript has 3 exons. Gene Ontology annotation, biological process: response to oxidative stress; protein repair. NCBI's taxonomy places the organism in Eukaryota, Metazoa, Mollusca, Cephalopoda, Octopoda, Octopodidae. Bases 1 to 453 code for a protein of 150 amino acids. The record is from RefSeq and is a predicted model, not a curated record. Gene Ontology annotation, cellular component: cytoplasm.